Molecule: messenger RNA, 1230 nt
Organism: Tilletiopsis washingtonensis
Lineage: Eukaryota; Fungi; Basidiomycota; Exobasidiomycetes; Entylomatales
Exons: 5
Coding region: 248-1012 (254 amino acids)
Molecular function (GO): protein binding
Source: RefSeq, a predicted model, not a curated record
CGCAUGCACCCACCUCGUGGUGCGCCGGCCUGCAGCAACUCGGCUUCUCUCGACGCUCUUCCGUCCCGCCUCUCGGUAGACCGCUGGUCAGGCACGGCUGUGUACGAAGCCCACCUCGGCAAGCACUUGAGGCGCAAAGGAGCGCCACGCUUGGCCCGCCUCCUGCUCGGGCCCCGAGACACGCUUUGCAGGCGCAGCAUCCGCUCGGCCAUCCACCACACCACCACCACGCCUGCACUCGCUCGCCAUGGCCGCCUCCAGCGCACUGGCACAGCACAUGCUGGCGCGCAUCGUCGCCGACAUCGACACGCUGGCCGCGUCGGGCACCUUGCCGUCUGCUACCGCCGCCAGCAUCCAGGCCCAGCUGGCGCCCUACCUCGGCGUCUCCGCCACGCCCGCCUACCCGUCCUCGCCAGCGCCAGCGCCCGCCGUGCAACCGCCCGUGGCGGUAGAGCAGCAGCGCUUCCGCGCCAUCUGGGCCUACGCCGCCGCCGCGUCCGACGAGCUCUCCUUUGCCGCCGACGACGUGCUGCUCGUGCCCGCCGCGGGCGCACAGAAGGGCGACGAGUGGUGGCUCGGCGCGCUGGAACGUGCGCCGCAUGUGCAGGGACUCUUUCCCUCUACAUACGUGGAGCCCCUGCGUCCGUCUGUCCCUCGCAAGCCCUCCAACUCCACACGCACGCUCCCACCAGCGUAUGUUCCACCGCCAAUCUCGCCCGUCACGCCGCCAGUCGCCGAGCCAAAGUCGCCCGAGCGCAAGCUGGGCCCGCCAAAGUGGCGCCCUGGCGUCGCGCAGUUCUCUUCCAACGGCGCGGAGAAGCCGCCGCCGCCGCCGUCCAGUGCCGCUGCUGCGGGUCCGAGCGCGCCGGAUGGCAAGCCAAUGACGCCUGAAGAGGCGGCGGCGGCUGCGAAGAAAGACAAGCUCGACAAGUUCGGCAAAAAGAUGGGCAUGAGCGUGGCGCACGGCUUUGCCGGCGGCGUCGGAUUUGGUCUUGCACGCAACAUCUUCUGAGACCGCCGCUGCUCUCGCAAGCGCACUUCCUCGGCCCGCCAUCUGUAGUGCAGCACGGCCUUGCUCUUCUCUCGGCCUGGUCCUGGGCGGCCCUCUCUUUCUGCGCAUGUCCCUCAUUUCUUCUUCGACUUCUUCCCCUGUUUACGACACGGUCACCUCUUCACGCCUUCACGUCCCAGCCACGCUCUCAAUGCAAAUCAUGACAGCGGCAUGUUGAC